ACUCAUCACGUCACGACUGAACUGCGGUUGUUCUUUCCUUGCCAAAACUACCCUGGGAAACGAGACAUCACCCACACAUCCGGCGCCCAAGGUUCUUCGACUUCCCACCAGCUGAAUACGGCGUCGGAAUGGGCCUGCCGUGAUAAUGAAAAAGGCCGUGCUGUCGAGCAUUGUGACGGGAAAAGGCACUAGAUCAGAUGUCCCGGUCUACGCAAAUACCUCGAGUGACCAGGCUACUCCCGGCGCUGGGAAGCACGCUUUGGACACCAUCGUAGAUCCAUCGCUGCGUUAUCGCUUGAAUGCUGGACUGAAUGCCUUGGCAGCCUCGCCGGAGCAGGACUGGUUGGCUGUAGCAGGGAGGGAAGUGCUGAAGAUCUUGUCAGUCUAUGAGUCUGAGGUGAAGGAGGUGAUGAAUCUGCGGAGUGGAGUCAAGUUGAACCUCAGCUCCAAUAUCAACGAUGUGAAGUGGGGGAAUGCUUGUGCGUACCAUUGGUGUCCUAUGAGGGACUUCUACAGAUAGGUUGCUGGUGACGGAUUUGCUAAUCUGGUGGACGACAAACUACACAGUUGCCAAAGGAACGAUCGCUACCGCUGCCACGAAUGGGGCCGUAGCAAUCUGGGAUUUGAACCGGC
Fimicolochytrium jonesii is the source of this 633-nucleotide messenger RNA. RefSeq lists its product as uncharacterized. The transcript is spliced from 3 exons. NCBI's taxonomy places the organism in Eukaryota, Fungi, Chytridiomycota, Chytridiomycetes, Spizellomycetales, Powellomycetaceae. Gene Ontology annotation, biological process: positive regulation of TOR signaling. The record is from RefSeq and is a predicted model, not a curated record. Bases 146 to 520 code for a protein of 124 amino acids.